Messenger RNA from Opisthorchis viverrini, 1948 nucleotides. RefSeq lists its product as hypothetical. NCBI's taxonomy places the organism in Eukaryota, Metazoa, Platyhelminthes, Trematoda, Opisthorchiida, Opisthorchiidae. Bases 38 to 1888 code for a protein of 616 amino acids. Gene Ontology annotation, molecular function: RNA binding. Gene Ontology annotation, cellular component: U2-type spliceosomal complex; U2 snRNP. The transcript has 8 exons. The record is from RefSeq and is a predicted model, not a curated record. Gene Ontology annotation, biological process: mRNA splicing, via spliceosome.
CUUAUAUCCCAGCGUUUAUCCCGGGAACUCAUAUCCUAUGAGCGAAGAUUAUCGUGAUUUCGAGGAGCAGUUACGUCUGCAAAACUUACCCAACGAUGUCCAAACCAGUAAAACCCGCGUUGACCCAGAUGGCACCGUCAUGGAAUGGGAUGAAAGACGAAAGGCUUGGUUUCCAAAGAUUGAUGAUGAUUUUAUUGCGCGUUAUCAGAUGAGUUACGGUGUGGUCACCACAGACGACAACCAACCUACCCCACAUGUAGACACGCAAAAUGGGAACUCGGUCUCCUUGGAUUGGAGCAAUUUCAACACCAGACUAGCACAACUACGUGCUGAGAAAGGCGAAAACUCAGAUGAGGUGCAAGCUUUCACUAAGGCUGCUCAUGAUUCUUUAACAGCCUACUAUAAUUCUCCUGCUUAUCGGGAGUGGUAUGAAAACUACUGCAAACACCAGGCAGAGACUGCCAAACCAGCGCCAGCUGCUGUAACACAGUCUACCGUACUUCAGCCACGGAAACCGAGACACGAUCUUAAACCGUCUGAACGCAUGCGAAGCACCUUAGUGGAUGAUGGCGAGGAUCCCGAGAUUGCGCUUGCUCGAGCUGAGGCGGAGCAGCAAGCGGGUGUUCCUUUGUCCGUUGAUACCGAGGCACCAAAAGGCGAAUCAGCCACUGAGCACACACCUGCUGAAUCAGCAGCCACUGAACCUGCUGCCACUGUGUCAACUAAACGGAAAACCACAACGCCUGCACCCGCCUGGUACGAAAUGAGCGAUGACAAGAAUACACAUGUCUACGUGACCGGUUUGCCGGUGGAUAUCACUGAGCCUGACUUUUUUGAGCUCAUGUCCAAGUAUGGUGUUAUCAUGAACGAACCUUUCACCGAUCGGCCUCGAAUCAAACUUUAUUUGGACGAAGAGGGCAAGCCUAAGGGUGAUGGGCGCUGCUGUUAUGUAAAGAUGAGCGAUGACAAGAAUACACAUGUCUACGUGACCGGUUUGCCGGUGGAUAUCACUGAGCCUGACUUUUUUGAGCUCAUGUCCAAGUAUGGUGUUAUCAUGAACGAACCUUUCACCGAUCGGCCUCGAAUCAAACUUUAUUUGGACGAAGAGGGCAAGCCUAAGGGUGAUGGGCGCUGCUGUUAUGUAAAGGUUGAGUCGGUUGAUUUGGCCAUGAAACUGCUGGAGGGAAUGGAAUACUCACCGGGCCAUGUGCUUCACGUGGAGCGUGCCAAAUUCACGCCAAAGGGUCAGUUUGAUCCUAAAAAGCGUCGGCGUUUGACGUUGAAAGAAAAGAAGAAAUUGAAGGAACAACAAGAGAGUCUCUUCCGGUGGGGCAUCGACACGAGCAAAUUCGUUCGCAGCAAGAAGGAGCGAGUUUUGGUGCUAAAGAAUGCAUUCGUGGAAACAGACUUUGUGACUGAUGUGACUCUCAUCCCCUUGGUCCGUGAUCGUCUCCGUGCUCAAUGUGCUAAAUGCGGCGUUGUAAAGAAGAUCGUGGUCCAUGAUACUAAUCCGUUGGGUGUCGUCACAGUGACGUUUAAUACCCCGGAGGAGGCGGACACUGCCCUUGGGUUUUUGAACAAGGCCUUGUUUAAUUAUCCAGGACCUGGCGGGGUACGUCAGCUACAGGUCGAACGCUGGGAUGGAAGGACAAACUACUCACUGAAAGAAGAUGAGUCAGAAGAAAUCAAUCGUAUUCAUAAGUGGGAAGAAUUUCUAGGAGGUGAUCAAUCAUCUGACGAGGAAACGCCUGCUGUGGAACAUGAAAAAGAGGCUCUGCCGAUAGAGAGGGGCCAAGACCAGCCGCCGGACUAUUGGGAGACUUCCAGCCCGGAAAGCCAACAAGAUACCGAUGAGGCGGGUGGAAGCAGUGGUGCAGAAACCAGCUGAUUGGAGCCAGCUACAUCAUGUACCCAUAAGUCACUGUACAGUUUAUGUCAUAUAAAAUAA